This is a messenger RNA of Candoia aspera, 2828 nucleotides long. It is a transcript of the gene ADAM15, whose product is annotated as ADAM metallopeptidase domain 15. Gene Ontology annotation, biological process: integrin-mediated signaling pathway; proteolysis; innate immune response. Bases 105 to 2705 code for a protein of 866 amino acids. The transcript has 24 exons. NCBI's taxonomy places the organism in Eukaryota, Metazoa, Chordata, Lepidosauria, Squamata, Candoiidae. Gene Ontology annotation, molecular function: metalloendopeptidase activity; integrin binding. The record is from RefSeq and is a predicted model, not a curated record.
GCGACUGAGCCGGAGUCCGGCGAGCAGACCGCCCGCUCCGGUGCUCUGGCCAGGCCGGUGACCCGGAGGCGCCUCUCCGCCGCCCGGAGCGGGCCGCCCGCAGCAUGGCGCCCUUGCGGGCAGUGGCGCUGUUCCUGGCGUCGUGGGGAUGCGUGGCCAGCGGGGUCCGCGCAGCAGAUGCCUCCAGCCCACAACCAUGGAGUAGCCAGCUUUGUUCCUGGCCCGUCACGCCAAGAAUCAUGCAGGGCAGUCGGCCCAUCGGGUUGAAGGUGGCAGCGUUGGGUCCCAGCGGUUUCCCUACAAAGCUGCAGCUUUCCUUAGACAUCGAAGGACAAACUCUGCUUCUGGAUUUGGGACAGAAUCGGGAGCUUGUGAUGGGCACCCCAGGGUUAAUCUAUUACCUCCCCAACGGGACACAGACUUUGCAUUCAGCUGACCCAGAGGGCAACUGCUGUUACCUGGGUGGCAUUCAAGGGCACCUCAACUCUUGGGCCAGCAUCUGCCUUUGCUCCGGCUUAAGUGGCCUCCUUACCAUGUCCAGGUUUAGAAGCUACAGCUUGGAGUCUACCCCGGAUGGGCAGACCAGGGCCUACAGACUCGAGGGAAUCAAGCCAGCAAUGGGGCCUUGCAGGCGGAGCAGACGGUUUCACCCACAACUGGAGCCCAAGCGGGCGCCGCCUCAUCGGGCAAAGCGAGAUGCGGAGGCUGAGCAUGGCUACGUGGAACUGGUGAUAGUGGCCGACCAGGCUGAGUUCAAGCUGGAUCCUAACAUCAGCCGGACUCAGACACGGAUCUUGGAAAUUGCCAGCCACAUGGACGGGUUUUACAGGAUGCUGGGUCUGAGGGUGGCGCUUGUCGGCGCCGAAGUCUGGAACAACGGCAACCAAGUGUCGACAAACGGAACGGCUCGUGAAAUUCUAGAGCAAUUUCUCAAGUGGAGGGAGAAGGAUUUACUGCCCCGGAUUCCCCACGACAGCGCUCAGCUCAUUGUAGGUCCCCCGUUUACCGCUGGCGUAAUUGGGGCGUCUACCCAGGGGUCCAUCUGCUCGAACCGCUCCGGUGGGAUCAGCAUGGGCCAUUCCGUUAGCCCUUUAAUCAUGGCUUCCACUCUUUCGCACCAACUUGGGCACAACCUUGGCCUCGCCCACGACGGCGACGGCUGCGGAUGCAACAGUUCCACCCGUCCACCGAGCCGUAAAUGCAUCAUGGAAGCCCCAACGGGGAUCAUGCCCGGGCUGAGUUUCAGCACCUGCAGCCAGCAGCGGGUCCAGGAAAUCCUACAGAGCAAUCGGAUCGGCUGCCUGCUCGACCGGCCCGAGCCAGGCCGCCUGGUGAAGUCCCACUGCGGGAACCGCUUUGUGGAAGCCGAGGAGCAGUGCGACUGCGGCCUGCUUUUGGAGUGUAAGGAUCCUUGUUGCAAUGCAAGCGUGUGCCAACUGAUGCCUGGAGCCCAGUGCGCCACCGGAGAGCUUUGCUGUCACCAAUGCAAGCUACGCAAUGCCGGACACGUCUGCCGCGCGGCCCGGAACGAAUGCGACCUUCCUGAAUUCUGCGAUGGGGCCUCUCCACGCUGCCCUUCCAACUACUACAAGCAAGAUGGGACCUUGUGUGAAGGAGGCAAAGCUGUGUGCUAUGGGGGGAUCUGCCCCACUUACUUAAGCCAGUGCCAAGGACGUUGGGGGCCUGAUGUGAUUCCUCUCUCGGAUGGCUGCGUGGCGUCUCUGAAUCAGAGAGGUGAUGCGCAAGGGAACUGCGGGCAAAACCCCAAUGGAUCCUACAUCUCGUGUGCUAAGAGCCACGUCCAGUGUGGGCGGCUGCAGUGCGAGAAAAAACGAAAUGGGACGUUUAGGACGCCCAACUGCAUGCAUGAUGCUCUUACUGUGGCCGUCAGUUCUGAUGUUCUGGAUGAGGCCGUGGUGCUAUCGGGGACUACUUGUGGGCCCAGCAAAGUUUGCAUUGACAAACAAUGCCGGGAACUUUCCUCGUUAAAAUUUCCGGUAUGCAAAUGCAAUGGACGUGGGGUCUGUAACAGCAGAGGACACUGCCAUUGCCAGCCCGGCUGGGCACCCCCGAAUUGCCAGAACGGUGGCCUCGGGGGCAGCGCCGACAGCGGCCCGCCUGCCCCAGGGGAAGCGAGCCGAGCCACCCCGACGGUGCUUGUUCUGAUCGCUCUCCUCCUGGCUGCGUUGCUCAUUGUCGGUCUCUGCUUCGCAAAACGGCUUGGUCUCCACAAACGCCUCUGCCAGUUUGGGAAGGGGACAAGCUGCCAAUACAGGAUCACCCAACCAGAAGCCCGGAGUUACAGCAAAGCCCCCCCAAACCGUCCACGUCCCCCACAGUGGAAGCAUAGCACAGAACUUCAGCUCAUGCCAACUUCUAAGCCCGUUGCUCUGGGUGCCGCGCGGCCUGACCCACCCUCCAAGCCGCUGCCGCCUGACCCGAUCCCAAAGAAUCAACAGGCCUCCGCUGGGGACCGGCCAGCCCCUCCUAUUCGGCCGUUGCCUCCCAACCCUAUUCCUAAAACUCAGUCUCCUGGCCCCCCCAAGCCUCCCCCUCCCCAGAAGCCACUGCCUUCGGAUCCGCUCCGGCCUCAGCUGUCUGCCGUGCCCAGCUGUGACCCUGAAGUCCAGAUGUUGCCAUCCAGACCAGCUCCUCCACCCCCUGCCACGCUGGCCAGCUCUUCAGGACACAGUCGUGAAAUUUAAUCUGGUUCGUUUGGACCAAAGGAGCCAUCGAAGUCACUUCUCGUCCCCCGGCAGAAAGAACCCCCCCGCCGUCCUUCCUGUUGCUCGCUUGGCUGAUUUUGGCUGUAGAUUUUGCAGAGCGUC